AUGAGGGAGGACAUGGCCAGGGGCCCUGACAACUCGCCGAGACGGGCGCUCCUGGCGGUGCUUGCCGCCGUGGGCACAGCCAUGACAGCAGCCAUCAGCCCUGGUGCCGUGGCCAGGAUCUCCCAGAAAGGCCUGGACUAUGCCUGCCAGGAGGGAACGGCCGUGCUGCGGAAGGAACUGGAGAAGAUCGAGAUUCCAGAUUACUCAAGAAAGUUUAAAAUCAAGCCUUUGGGGAAAGGGAAUUAUAGCUUCUACAGCAUGAACGUCCGUGGAUUCCAGCUUCCCAGUCCCCAGAUACCCCUGGUGCCCAAUGUGGGCCUUAAACUCUUCAUCGGCAAUGCCAGUGUCAAGAUAAGCGGAAAGUGGAAGGCACAAAAGAGUUUUAUCAAAACCAGCGGCAAUUUUGACCUGACGGUAGAGGGCAUCUCCAUUGUGGCUGAUCUGAAGAUGGGCAGUGACCCCACGUCGGGCAAACCCACCUUCGCCUGCUCCAGCUGCAGGAGCCACGUCAGCAGCGUCGGCGUGCACAUUUCGGGCAGCAAGCUGGGGUGGCUGAUCCGACUCUUCCGCGAAAAUAUUGAAUCUUCCAUCAGAAACACCAUUCAGGACGAGAUCUGCAAAGUAGUGACCAAUUCUGUGUCAUCUGAGCUGCAGCCUUAUUUCCAGAAUCUUCCAGUGAUGACCAAAAUAGAUGCUGUGGCUGGGAUCGACUAUCGUUUGGUGGCAUCUCCGGCAGCCACUUCUGAGUACCUGGACGGGCAUCUGAAGGGGGAGUUUUUCAGCCUGGCCCACCGCAUCCCACCUCCCUUUGCCCCGUCAGCGCUGGAGUUGCCCGCCGACCACGACCGCAUGGUGUACCUGGGCCUCUCGGAAUACUUCUUCAACACAGCGGGGCUUGUGUACUACGAGGCUGGAGUCCUGAAACUGACCCUCACGGAUGAAAUGAUUCCAAAAACAUCCACAUUCCGACUGACGACCAGAUUCUUUGGAACCUUCCUACCCGAGGUGGCCAAGAUGUUCCCGAACAUGAACAUGCAGCUCGCCAUCUCCGUGUCCACCCCGCCACACCUGUCCAUGCAGUCCUCCGGCCUCGCCCUCACCCCUUACCUGGAGGCUGAAACCUUUGCCAUCCUCCCCAACUCCUCCCUGGCUUCCCUCUUCCUGCUUGGCUUGAGCACGAACGCUUCUGUGGAGGUUGGUGCCACGUCCAGCAGGCUCGUCGGAGAGCUCAAGUUGGACAGGCUGCUCCUGGAACUGAAGCACUCGAAUAUCGGCCCCUUCCCGGUCGCACCACUGCAGGCUAUGAUGGACUACGUUGUGCCCACUCUCGUGCUUCCCAGGGUUAACCAGAGGCUGCAGAAGGGCUUCCCUCUCCCGAUGCCCUCCCACGUCCAGCUGUACAACCCGAUGCUUCGGUCUCACCAGGGUUUCCUGCUGUUUGGUGCAGACGUUCACCACGGCUGAAGUCGCCGGGCGUGCUGGAGGCUGGCGGCCGCACCUGUUCCUGAUGGGCCGCAGGGCACAGGCUGCCUUUCUCCAGGGAAUCCCCUCUAGACCUUGACCAAGAAACCCCUCGCAAACUUCUCUGAACUCAGACUGAGAAACGGUCUGAACGUGGGGAACUGUUCACUGGACAAAAUGCAUGGUGUGUAUUUCAAGGGUGACAGCUGCACAGACGUUUCCUCUAGGAAUUGUGUUUCCAUUGUAACCACGAUAUUUCCCUUUGUGCUUCGCGCG
Propithecus coquereli (Coquerel's sifaka) is the source of this 1737-nucleotide messenger RNA. It is a transcript of the gene BPI, whose product is annotated as bactericidal/permeability-increasing protein. The record is from RefSeq and is a predicted model, not a curated record. Gene Ontology annotation, molecular function: lipopolysaccharide binding. Gene Ontology annotation, biological process: negative regulation of interleukin-6 production; innate immune response; negative regulation of tumor necrosis factor production. The transcript is spliced from 15 exons. Bases 1 to 1464 code for a protein of 487 amino acids. NCBI's taxonomy places the organism in Eukaryota, Metazoa, Chordata, Mammalia, Primates, Indriidae.